Molecule: messenger RNA, 943 nt
Organism: Salvia hispanica
Lineage: Eukaryota; Viridiplantae; Streptophyta; Magnoliopsida; Lamiales; Lamiaceae
Source: RefSeq, a predicted model, not a curated record
AUUAUUGAAGAAGAAGAAGUUGGGAGUGGACACCCAGUAAAGAUACUGUUUGUGGCUUUGAAAUAUCUGCAUUUAGUUGAUUUCCCGAAUUUGAAGGGACUAUCAAAUAAGCAAGAGAGUAGUAAAGAAGCAUUCCCAAAUCUCGAAGCUCUAUGGAUUGAGCGCUGCUCUUUAUUAAUACUGCCACCACUCUCAUCCCUCCAAAAGUUGGAGAGACUAGCAUGCCAUAGCUCAACUUUGGGUUUAUUAUCUGAGCACGGCAUUCCUAGAAAUCGGUGGAUUGAAAUUGAGGAGAGCCUAGCAUGUUUCCCGAUAGAAAUGCUGGCAAAAUUGAGUAAGCUCCGAACAUUGGUAAUUCAUAAAGCGAAAGAGAUCUCUGUGACAACAGAAGGUCUGCAAGUCUUAAAAGAGCUUAAACGUUUAUGUUUAAACAAUUGUGAGAUAAUGAGAUGUUUAACACAAGGGAUGUUGCGGCACCUUAGUUCUUUGGAGGACCUCGCCAUAUGGAACUGCCCAGAAUUACUAGAGUUGCCACAGGAUAUUAAACAUCUCCGUAGCCUGAAGUUCCUCACGCUAUAUGAUCUUCCCAAGAUGACGAGCUUGUCUCAAGCCAUUGAGCACCUCACUAAUCUACACCUAGAGGAUCUUCCUGAGCUGGAAUCACUCCCAGAUCAGCUACCAUCUCUUACUAGACUCGUUGUUGUAGACUGCCCAAAGGUUGUAUCGAUUCCAGCUCUGCCAAAUCUGAAACGGCUAACAGUCCGUGGUUGCCCACACCUGGAAAGGCGUUGUCAGAGAGGAAGUGGAGAGGAUUGGCACAAGAUUGCCCAUGUUCGCAGCAUCAAUAUUUCUUCAAAGUGAAGAAGAUGUACCAGAAAUAGCUUUGGGGAAAGUAUAUGAAGUAGUGUUGGAUCAACUUUGAAAUGUUGGCACAGAGGCAGGG